Messenger RNA from Phytophthora nicotianae INRA-310, 1687 nucleotides. RefSeq lists its product as hypothetical. The transcript has a single exon. The record is from RefSeq and is a predicted model, not a curated record. Bases 12 to 1364 code for a protein of 450 amino acids. NCBI's taxonomy places the organism in Eukaryota, Oomycota, Peronosporomycetes, Peronosporales, Peronosporaceae.
GCUCGGAAGUCAUGGCAGCCGUCACUUCUCCUGAUGAGCGUCCGAUUCGUCCAGCACAAAACGUUGUGGAAGAAGAAACUAACGCAGCGUCUGUCAAAGUGAUGGAGGAUAGUGGUGCUGGUACUGAUUUCGUUCAUGCUGGCAACCGGGCACUGGAUAGAGAUGCAGUUGCAAAGGCCGCAUUGUCGGCUCGUAUAUUUGGUACCAUUGGUUCUUCCGGAUCAAAAGCAGAAUCAAACUCCGAAAGUGAAGCUGGUGACAUUGCUGUUUUAGGAGGUUUGGAUGACGUAUUUGAUCCUGUCGACGAGCUGAUCGUGGAUACCUUGGCUGAAGACACGACGAAAGCAGUAGAUACCUGCGCGUACGCUUUGAAGGAGGAAAGCGAACAAUCUACUGGCGAUAAGGACAACAGCGUAACUACGUCUAGUUUUAGCUUAAUAGCUCAAGAGAAGGCGGACAAGAAGGACGUCGAAGGCACAGAUAAUGCGGCUUUAUUUCUCCAGGAGUUUGGCAUUACGAAGUACUGUGAACGGAAGCAAUCUCUAUACCCAGUGAGUGAUAGAUUAUCCCGGGCAAUGUUUAACGCGGAUCAAGACGACGCGGACCUCGUUUUUGAGGUUCUUGUGGGCGAUGACCCCCUCUCCGAUGAAUGGUUUCACGAUGUAACUUCAAGACAUUAUGCUGCAACACUGCACUCAGUGCCGCGUACAGCUGUGUUGAAGCUUUCACUAAGUGGUGACUCAGGAGACACUUAUACACUGAUCAUGGGCGACGCAACGCCUGAAGCAAUCUUGGAGUCGGGACUUCUAGACGACAACGAUGGAGAUUACGAUCUGGUCAGAUCUUUCAGGUACCCGCUUCCCACACGUCGGCUUGGGCGUAGUGGGAAAGCGCCUUCUCCUUUGAGGGCUCAAUCGUCGAGCGCUCUACAUCAACACAAGUCUGCACAUGCAGAGAAUUCUACCGUAAACAAUGUAAAGCCCCCCUCGCCACCAACCCAAUCUGUUGUACCACCAAGUGUAUCGGCGGCAUCUUCGGGACUGGCUCAACGAAAGUCCAUCGGAGCUCCAAGCAGCAUCGCGAAGCCUCCGAGUGCUGUAGUUCGUCCACGACCAUUCGUCCGUACACCAAUGACGCCAAGCACUAUGGCGGUAAAGCCUUCUUCAUCUCGCUUGACUCAACCUUCAUCUGCUCUUUCAGGUACGCCCUCAUCCGUAUCCAAGACCACAAAGAGCUUUCUUCCAACGCCAAGCCCACACAAGGUGCCCAAUAUUUCAACGAACGCGAUCCCCAAACCUGUUGAGUCGAGCGGCUUGCCAACGCCGCGGAUGUCUUUUGGGUUUCGCCGCCUGCCAAAGAAUUGAGAUCUUGGCCGAUUUUCUUCAUUUAUGAUAUGGUACUUAGCGUAAAAAGCAGUCCUCACGGAGAAAGUAGAGCUAAUGGAUGUGCAUUACAUUAACCGAAUGCGACCUCACGUAAAGCUGCUCUGCAUUUCUGCUCCACGGCCUUUUAGUUCUGCACGCGGUACGGGAUGUUCCUGUCCUCAAGAAAACGCUUGAUCGAGUCGGGUAGCUCUCCGGAGACAGACACAGCAUAUAUGCCUGGGAUUAAGCGAACUGCGCCAACAACGAAUACCGAUAGGGUCAUCAAUUGCAACCUUAAAAUACUAGACCACCUUGACGCACCA